AUGCGGACCUCUGUGUUUCUACUACUCGCGUUCAUCGUGGCGGCGUGCCACGCGGCCACAUUCACGCUCAAAACACGCAAUUCGGGCUCGCUUCGUGCGAAGCUCAUCAAAUCGGGCGCCUACAAGGACUUCCUCGCCGCUCAGCACCAGGCGCGCAUCGAGCAACUCAACACCGGCGGCCAGCCAUUCAUCGACUACUACGACGACUUCUAUCUCGGCAACAUCACGCUCGGCACACCGGCGCAAACGAUGACCGUCGUGCUCGACACCGGCUCGUCGAACUUGUGGGUGAUCGACGCCAAUUGCAAAUCGCAGGCGUGCAACGGCUAUCCGAACAGCGGCUUCGUCAAACACAAAUUCAACACGUCGGCCUCGUCGACGUACAAAGGCGAGACGCGCAAAUUCUCGAUUCAGUACGGCUCGGGCUCGUGCAGCGGACAUCUCGCGAAAGACUCGCUCAACUUCGGCGGCGUCAUCGUCGACAAUCAAGAGUUCGGCGUCGCCACCCACAUCGCCGAGGUGUUCGGCUAUCAGCCGGUCGACGGCAUCCUCGGACUCGGCUGGCCGAAGCUCGCCGUCGACGACGUCACACCGCCGAUGCAGAACGCGUUGCCGCAACUUGACCAACCAUUGUUCACCGUGUGGCUCGAUCGUAAACUCAAGAUCUCUGAAGGUGGAAGCGGCGGUCAAAUCACCUACGGUGACAUCGACAAACAGAAUUGCGACGCCGCCAUCAACUACGUUAAGUUGAGCGCCAAGACCUAUUGGCAGUUUCCGCUCGACUCGUUCUCGAUCGGCGAUUUCAGCGAGUCGAAAGUGGCGCAGGUGAUCUCCGACACCGGCACCUCGUGGAUCGGCGCGCCCAACUCGGUCGUCUCCGGCGUCGUCAAAGCCACCGGCGCGAAAUUCGACUGGGAGAACGAGUUGUACACCGUCGACUGCUCGACGACGUCGUCGCAACCCGACUUGGUGUUCGUCAUCGGCGGCGUCAAGUACAACGUGCCGGCCGUCGAGUACAUUCUCGAUUUGGAGUUGGGCGGCGGCAAAUGCGCGCUCACCUUCUUCGGCAUGGGCGGCGGCGGCUUCGGACCAUCGUGGAUUCUCGGCGACACGUUCAUUCGCCAAUAUUGCAAUGUCUAUGAUAUCGGACAGGAGCGCAUCGGAUUCGCCACCGCUCAUCACUCGUUCUAA
Caenorhabditis bovis is the source of this 1191-nucleotide messenger RNA. The record is from the annotation of a GenBank genome assembly. Lineage: Eukaryota; Metazoa; Nematoda; Chromadorea; Rhabditida; Rhabditidae.